Messenger RNA from Nerophis lumbriciformis (worm pipefish), 687 nucleotides. The record is from RefSeq and is a predicted model, not a curated record. Lineage: Eukaryota; Metazoa; Chordata; Actinopteri; Syngnathiformes; Syngnathidae.
AUGCUGUUUGCCAUCCUCACCGUGAUUCUGUUGCUCGCAAGCUUUGUGCCGCAGUGGUGGGUGCGCAGCGUGAUUCGCCAAUAUAACCAACCGAUCGAAUCAUUGCCCGGUACCGGCGGCGAACUGGCAGAACAUUUGAUUCAACGUUUUGCGCUCGAGGGCGUAACGGUCGAGGAAACUAAGCCGUUUCAGGAUCACUAUGACCCUGCGGCGAGCUGUGUACGUCUGGGGCCGGACAACUUUUCAGGUAAGUCGGUGACCGCAAUUGCGGUUGCCGCCCACGAAGUCGGGCAUGCGCUGCAGUUCAAACGCAACGAAAAGAUUGCACAGCUGCGCGGUAAAUACAUGCCGCUUUCCAUCGCACUCGGUAAGUUAGGCACGUACGUGCUGCUGGCAUUUCCGCUGGUGUCAGUAUUGACCAAAUCACCCUCGGCGAUGAUCGUAAUGCUGGUGGUGAGUGUAUUGCUGCAGCUCGCUGGUGCCGCUAUGUAUCUCAUCGUGCUGCCAGAAGAGUGGGAUGCCAGUUUUAACAAAGCACUGCCGAUUUUGCUCGAAGGAGACUACCUGCCGGAGGAGCAUAUGGCGGGCGCGCGCAAGGUCUUACAGGCGGCGGCGCUGACCUAUUUCACCAGCGCAUUGGCCAGCGUGGUCAAUAUCGGCAGGUGGCUGUUACUGUUGCGACGCUAG